ACUCGUAUUCAUAGUAUUUGUUUAUUCUUCUUAUUAUACUUGAUUAUUAAUUUUGGAGAAAAUGUUCGCAUGUAAAGUUGUUUUAAUGUUUUGAAGGAUUUUUUUUUGUAUUUUUUUUAACGUCAAUUCUUGGGUUGCUCAGGCUUUCUACAUUAGUAGAUCCAUAUAUGCUAAGUCGGCCGUGUAACUCUUAGAUCUAUCUUAUAUAUAGGCCGUCAGGAAGUCAUUGCCUUUUGAAUUAUAAGAAUUCUGAGUUUUCUCAUAGAAUCAAUUUCCUGUUCAAGGUGCAAUCAAAUUUCACCCAAAACCAAUAUUUGUCAUAUUGAGUUGAAAACAUUAUUAAUCUGUCAUGGAUUUAACUGUUAAGUAACUUGUCUUAUUGGUUGUGGGUGUUCAAAUCAUCGAGUUACCAAUUUGCUUUGUGGUUUAUAGUAUGUAUUGUUUCUUUUAGAACUUAAAUAUUAUUUUACUAUUUCUUCUCCCAAGUGGCUGAACUAUAAUUCUAUGGAACAAAUGAAAAAUACUUAGCUUAGGUGCUGACGGCCGUUAAAUUCUUGAUGGCAAGCUGUGGUGGUCACAGCAGAGAGGCAGCACCACAAUAUUGUCCUCGAGCACUUAUGAUAGCGACAUUUAUUGGUCAACUUCUAGAAUUACCACCUCAGUGCCUCUUAUUUUUACGUUUCGAAUAAAUUUGCUUUUUCCUGCUGUAGAUGCAAAGUGUCUGUUGUCUGUUCGUCCUGAUUUAGGUUUCCCACUUCUUACGAUGAGGUUGUAGGUGUGUUGCUUUAUUGGCUGUUAACUAUAAUAUAUGAAAUUAACCCCUAUUUGCCAUUUAGGACUGCUAUUUCAAUUUAUUUCAGCAUGUAAAGGAGGUGGGAGUUUAACUGAGCAGCUGGCGCAACCUUUAAAUGCUGAGAAAUCUGUUAUGGGCAACUACGAAGCACGAUGUAUACCUAAUGCAGAACUAUUCAGUAGUACACUGGUCUUCAUUGCUUCGGAGGAGCAAAGAAGUACUCAAUGUAGCUAGACCAAUCGUGCCCACCUUGAAGCACCCUGGAAUGACGUCUCAGUCACUUUCCAGAGUUCAGAUCAGCACAAUGGCGGUUAAAGAUAAUCUGAUUGUUGCUGGUGGUUUCCAAGGGGAACUUAUUUGCAAGUUCCUGAAUCAUCCCGAGGUUGCAUUCUGCACAAAAGUUACAGCAAAUGAGAAUGCCAUCACCAACGCAGUGGACAUCUAUAACAAUCCAGAUGGUGCGACAAGGAUCAUGACGGCAAAUAAUGAUGCCAAAGUUAGGAUUUACGAUGCUGAGAAUUUUGCUAGUCUUAGCUGCUUCUCAUUCGACUGGUCUGUAAAUAGCACAUCCGUCAGUCCAGAUGGCAAGUUGCUUGCAGUUCUUGGGGACAGUCCGGAUUGCUUGAUCACUGAUGCGAAUUCUGGCCGGGCUAUUGGGUGCCUCCAAGGGCACCUAGACUAUUCUUUCACCUCCGCAUGGCAUCCAAAUGGGCAUAUUCUGGCCACGGGGAACCAAGACACAACCUGUAGGCUGUGGGAUGUGAGGAAAAUGUCAGAGUCCACAGCUGUUGUAAAAGGGAGGAUAGGAGCUAUAAGAUCUGUAAAAUUCACCUCAGAUGGUAGAUUUAUGGGUAUGGCCGAGCCAGCAGACUUCGUGCAUAUCUUUGAUACCCAAUCUGGUUACCUUGAAGGGCAAGAGAUUGAUUUGUUUGGAGAAAUCGCUGGCAUAUCCUUCAGCCCAGAUGCUGAAUCUCUCUUUGUUGGUGUGUCUGAUCGAACCUACGGGAGCUUAUUGGAGUUCAACAGGAGACGUGAUAAUAGGUAUUUGGACUCCAUGAUCUAACUCCAACCUGGACUUGAACCAGUGUUCUACUCAAAGUGGAAACUGCACCUGUAAAAUCAUUGUGCAAGAGUUUGUAUAUUGAAGUUGAGAAACUAAGGCAGCAAUGCAUAGGGAAAAUUAUAAUUAUAAGUUUUAACGUUCAAAGGUUUGAAUGAUGGAGAAUCUUAAAGUACAUUUUUUGAUCUUGAAAGUAGGAAAAAUUAAUUGGAAAUUUCAAUCGGAUAUUUAUAUAUUGUAAAUUUUGUGAUUGUUCUUUAGUGUGGAGAGGAACGGGAAGUUGGAAUUUUUCUACUUCUCUAUAUUUAGGGGUAUCUACGUUCGCUCUAAAGAUUUGACGAA
Messenger RNA from Momordica charantia (bitter melon), 2195 nucleotides. RefSeq names its product putative WD repeat-containing protein C2A9.03. Gene Ontology annotation, molecular function: protein binding. The record is from RefSeq and is a predicted model, not a curated record. NCBI's taxonomy places the organism in Eukaryota, Viridiplantae, Streptophyta, Magnoliopsida, Cucurbitales, Cucurbitaceae.